AACCUGGAGACCACUACCUUCCGACAGGAUCCCCAUAUCGACGCCGCGCUUAGCACGGACGCCCGAUCCACAUGCGCGCACGCAGGUUGGAGCUCCCAGCGACGGCAGUUUCAACCACCCGGCCUCCAAGUUGCUGGAUUACAGGCGCACGCCGCUACGCCCAGCCGUUCAGCGAUGUCAGCUCUUUUGCACUUACACGCUCCUCUCGCAACUCUUCUCACUCUCAGCCUCAACAGACGUGUACUUAUGAUGAUCAAAAUAUUACUAGCACCUAAAACUGGCUGA
This is a messenger RNA of Rodentolepis nana, 285 nucleotides long. The record is from the annotation of a GenBank genome assembly. NCBI's taxonomy places the organism in Eukaryota, Metazoa, Platyhelminthes, Cestoda, Cyclophyllidea, Hymenolepididae.